AUGUCAGAAGAAAUUCAAUAAUCAAAUUCUGGUUAGUAGCUGAUUACCAAUUAUUUUAAUCAGAAUCCUGAAAAUUCUAUGGAUAGAUAAAAAUAAAUGAAAAAAAGAAAAAUUGAAAAUGAAAUUUCGAAAAAAAAAAUGAAUACUAAAUCAAAAAGUGAUGAAGAAUCAUCUAAUGAUAAUUUUCCUCAGGCACCAGUAAAUUUACCAAAUUGCUAAAAGAUCUAUAAAUAUCUGAAAAAUCCAAAAGAGAUUUGCAAUGAAGCGGGCAAUGCAGGGAAGAUUUAGAUGUAAAAAAGUUUGGAGGAAAGCAAAUAAAAAAUGAGUACGAAUGAUAUAACCAAUUAUAUGAAAUCAAAAGAAGUAAAAAUAGUUUAGUAACCCAUUCAAAAACCUUAAGAUGAGGAAACCUGCAAGUUGUAAUAGAAAUUAUUAGAAAAGGAACAGAUUGAGAAACAAUUACGAUAAGAGAAGUAAUAAUUAGAAAGUGAACGUUAAGAAUUAAUUUUAUAACAUAAUGCUUUUAAAAAGCGUACUCAAGAUGUAUUUGCAGAAGCAUUAAAAUAAGUAGAGGAAUUAAAGCGGGAAAAAAUGAGAGAAUAUUUAGAGAGGGAAAGAUAUCGAUUAGGAGAGUUUGUUAGUUCUAGGAACAAUGUAAGAUUUGUGGAAGAAUGGUAAGAUGGUUAUGAAAUUAAAUAAGUUAAAGAAUCAUUAUAAAAGUUAGAAAAUGAGAGAACAUCAUUGGAGUAAUAGAAAAAUGAAAUCAAAGACAAAUAAUCUACAAAAAACUAGAAGGACAAACAAAAUAAAUUAUUUGAAUUAGAUUUUGUAAAUGGAGACUUAGAUGCAAAUUAGAAGAAAUUAAGAAUUCAAUUCUAGUUGAGCAUAUUAAAAAAGGAGGAGGAAGAGUUGAAAUUAAAGUUAACUAAAUUGGAAGAAGAGAAACAAUAAUUAGCAUAUAAAACAAGAAGGUUUAUGGAAGAAUAGAAGUAAUUUUGAUUCAAACUUUAGUUGUCGAUAUUAUAGAGCAGAUCCAAGAUGGCCAUUGAUAGCUCAAAGAUAUUAAACUUUGGGAUUGUUGGGAAAGGGAGGAUUUUCUGAAGUUUAUAAAGCUUUUGAUUUAUAAGAAUACAGAUUAUGUGCAUGCAAAAUUCAUUAUUUAAAUCCUCAAUGGAAUGAAAAUGCAAAAAAUAAUUACAUCAAGCAUGCUUUGAGAGAAAAUGAUAUUCAUAAGAGAUUGAAGCAUGUCAAUAUAGUAUCAUUAUAUGACACUUAAGAAAUAGAUUAAGACUCUUUUUGGUACAUUUAUGUAUAAUAAGAAAAAGCACUGUACUUGAAUACUGUGAUGGGACUGAUUUAAAUCAGCAUUUGAAGAAAUAUAAAAUUAUUGCAGAGAAGGAAGCAAAAUUGAUUUUGAGACAGGUUUUAGCAGCCUUACAUCACAUGAGUUGCAGUCCAACUAAAAUUAUUCAUUAUGAUUUGAAACCCCAAAACAUUUUAUUUCACAAAGGAGAAGUUAAACUUACAGAUUUUGGAUUAUGUAAGGUGUUGGAUUAGGAUACUACAAGAUAAGAAUUAACAUCUCAAGGUUUGGGAACUUAUUGGUAUUUGCCUCCAGAGUGUUUCAUGGAAUAACCAAACAUAUAAAUCAGUACGAAAGUAGAUGUGUGGUCAAUAGGAGUGAUCCUAUUUGAGAUGGUAUUUGGUAGAAAACCUUUUGGUGAAGGAAUGUCUUAAGAACGAAUUGCUCAAGUAAUAAUAAAUGUAACUUCUUUAGGAAAGAGUUAUCUUAAAUUCUUUUUAAGUUAAAUUCCCUUAAAAGCCUACUGUAUCUCAAGAUUGCAAAGAUUUUAUUCUCAAAUGUCUAACCUAUAAUAUGGAGGCAAGAUGGAACAUCACUGAAGCUUUUUACUGCAAUUAUAUAUAAAGCUGA
This is a messenger RNA of Paramecium octaurelia, 1933 nucleotides long. The record is from the annotation of a GenBank genome assembly. NCBI's taxonomy places the organism in Eukaryota, Ciliophora, Oligohymenophorea, Peniculida, Parameciidae.